Messenger RNA from Colletotrichum orchidophilum, 2589 nucleotides. RefSeq lists its product as uncharacterized. The transcript has a single exon. Bases 1 to 2589 code for a protein of 862 amino acids. NCBI's taxonomy places the organism in Eukaryota, Fungi, Ascomycota, Sordariomycetes, Glomerellales, Glomerellaceae. The record is from RefSeq and is a predicted model, not a curated record.
AUGAACCAUCGACAGCCCCCGCCGCAGCCGGCCCGGAGCUCCCGGCCCCAGACCGAGAAAGUCUCCAGCUCGGCGACUAUGAGCAAGGGAACUCAUGCGCCGGUACCGGCUCCGGCUCCCAAGCCAGCCAAGCAGUCGACUCCCAUCGCAGCACCGAGGCCCGUCCGCCCGGUCUCUUCUCACAAACUUCAGCCUCCGGUGCAGCAGUGGACGGGAAACCCGAGUCCCCCUUCUUACACCAGCUUCAACGUCCCGCCGCCCGCAAGCCCGGCACCAAAAGCCGGACCCAGCGGCCCUUCAGCGCCCCCAAAAGCUUCUUCAUCCGGCCUUUCCGGCGCUGGCCGCGUGGCCGACCUCCGCAGCCCCGGACCCGGCGCCCUCACCAGCUUUCCUCCGCCACCGCCGACACCGCCUCAGAGGGAGCCCGCCGGUUACUUCCCCGCGGGCGCAGGGCAACAACCACUACAUGCACAGAGCAAGGCCACUGCAGCUCGUAUCCCGGCCAGUGCGGCCAACGGAGUCUUGACACCGCCCGAAAAGGCAAAGAGCGCUGGGGCGGCUGGACCGCGGCCUGGCGUGAUCGACUUUGACAACCUCGAAGAGACUCUCCAAAACCUGCGCUUUGCGCCCUCGCCGAUGCUGUCAACCAUCUACUCCGCCCCGUCGACCCCUCGCGACGAACUCUCUACUCCCGACUUCACCGCCAGCACCACCACAUCGUGCUUCACGCCUCCUUCUACGAACCCGACACCGGAACCCGUGACGCCGUUGGAUCUCACUCCUCGAGGACCGCCGCCGCCGCCGCCGGAGAAGAAGGAACUCACGCUGUCGCCUACCAGACCACGCGCCAACUCUCGCAGGGCCAGCCCGCCCAGCAGAAAGCGUGGACGUGGCGUCGUUGCCUGCAUCGACAGCCCGGUAACCUUCUGCACCACGUGGUACACCCACCCUACCGCUCCCGACUUCUCCAUCUGUUCCAAGUGCUACGAGGACUACCUCGUCGGCACCCGCUUCGAGUACGAUUUCAGGGGCAAGAUCUGCGACGACAACAAGCCGCGUGUCUGCCGCUUCAGCAAACCCCGCGUCAAGGACCAUCUUCUCCGGAACACGCUCGCCACGGGACGCAUUGAGGACCUCGUCAGCUUCCUCCUUCACAGGAGCGCCAUUCCUGACUGCAGGGGAGCUGAUGGAGCCAAGGGAAGCGAGGGCGCUAGGUGGUACCGUCCCAAGAAUAACGCCGUCCCGAACAUGGUUGUCUGCCAGGCAUGUUUCGAGGACCAUAUCCAGCCGUAUCGCUUCGCGGCCAACUUUGAACAAGCCACGGGACAAGCCACCAACGACGUCUGGUCCUGCGACCUCUCCACCCGCUACAUCCAAAACAUUUACAAGGAGGCGGCGGUGAAAGAUGACUGGCCCGGCUUCACCAAGGAAGCUCUCGCCAGGAUGAAUAUUCCCGCCUGCGCCAAGCGCCAAAAGGUCACCGUCACCUCCCGCAAGUGGUUCACGCCGACGACCCCGGGCCACGACGGCGUCCUAGCCUGCGCCGCUUGCUACUGUGACUUCGUAGCCGGCACGGGCGAAGAGGGCAAGUGGUGCGACGCCGGCACCAACCUCGCGUCCAGGUACGGCAGCCUGGUCUACUGCGCGCUGGGUCACUUCAACAUUGGCAUCGCCAUGUCCUGCGCCACCGAGGCCAAGCAGUACUCCAUCUUCUGGAAGGCCCUCGACGCGGCCUGCAGCGAGGAGUUUUGCAGCCCGCAGGGCAUCAAGGACGGCAAAUGGUACACCUUCCCCUCCCACCCGGCCGAGUUUGGCAUCUGCGCCGCGUGCGUGUCGACCGUCGCCGAGCCCCUCGGGCUGAGCUCCUCUCUCGUAACCAAGUGCGGCGUAUCCUCCGGCACGACGCUCCUGUGCUGCUUCAACCCUGCGAACCCGCGCUUCGCGCCCUACAUGACGAAGCUCCUCGAGUGCCACUUCACGGCCGACACCCAGCCCCUCGAGUCCUACGCCCUCGAGUUUGCCAGCCUGCCCCUCUGCCCGCGCGACGAGGACUUUCAGAACCGGCGGUGGUACGGCUGGCAGGACUGCACAAUCUGCCCCUCGUGCUACCACGAGUCCAUCCGCGGCACCGCCCUGGCGGCCUCCAUGCCCCUCAAGGGCGCCACCGUCCCCGCGAGCCUCAUGUGCGAAAUGUACAGCCCGCGCAUGCGCAACCUCUACGCCCAGGCCUGCGCGCGCGGCGACCCUUCCGAGCUCCUCCGGGUCUCGAGGGCCCGCCGCGCCGUCUACGUCGAGACGGUGCCUACGAUUCGGCAGAUGAUCAUGGAGGCGCAGCUGGCGCUGGGCCAGCAGCACAUGUUGAACGUCGCGAGCUCGACGAGCCGGACCAUGGGGCAGGUCAAGGAGAUUGCUAUGCCGAGCCAGGGUGUGUACGGCAUGCCGGGCGUCGGGUUUGGGUUCUCCAACCACUUUGAGGCUCAGGGGGCGCUGUACAGCAAACAGGCAAAGUCGAUCAUGGCUGAGUAUGGAUCAGGCUCGCGGACGCAUGUCAUUGGGACCUUGGAGAAGAGAUGGAGGGAGGUUGAGUAG